Messenger RNA from Oncorhynchus keta (chum salmon), 323 nucleotides. Its product is annotated as high affinity cAMP-specific and IBMX-insensitive 3',5'-cyclic phosphodiesterase 8B-like. The annotation marks the transcript as partial. Gene Ontology annotation, molecular function: 3',5'-cyclic-nucleotide phosphodiesterase activity. NCBI's taxonomy places the organism in Eukaryota, Metazoa, Chordata, Actinopteri, Salmoniformes, Salmonidae. Gene Ontology annotation, biological process: signal transduction. The transcript is spliced from 2 exons. The record is from RefSeq and is a predicted model, not a curated record.
AUAUGAGUCAGCUGGCCAUCCCAGUAACGCUGAAUGACAUCCCUCCGGCCAUCGCUGAGAUGCUGGACGACGAGGACCAAUGGGACUUUAACAUCCUAGAGCUGGAGGCCGCCACCUGUAUGAGACCUUUGACCUACCUGGGCUUGAAGAUCUUUGCUCGCUUCAGUGUGUGUGAGUUCCUGAGCUGCAGUGAGGCUACGCUACGCUGCUGGCUGCAGGUCAUAGAGGCUAACUACCACGCCUCCAACUCCUACCACAACUCCACCCACGCCGCUGACGUCCCACACGCUACUGCCUACUUCCUACGCAAGGAGAAGGUCAAG